This is a messenger RNA of Drosophila obscura, 1503 nucleotides long. It is a transcript of the gene Cpr47Ee, whose product is annotated as mediator of RNA polymerase II transcription subunit 15. NCBI's taxonomy places the organism in Eukaryota, Metazoa, Arthropoda, Insecta, Diptera, Drosophilidae. Bases 250 to 1386 code for a protein of 378 amino acids. The transcript is spliced from 2 exons. Gene Ontology annotation, molecular function: structural constituent of chitin-based larval cuticle. The record is from RefSeq and is a predicted model, not a curated record. Gene Ontology annotation, cellular component: chitin-based extracellular matrix.
GGCAUUCGUUCAGUGACUUCCAGUGGCAACGUCGCAUCUCACAUCACAUCACAUCUCGGCUCGGCUCGGUUAGGUUCGGUUCGGCACAAAUCGGCACAAUUUCCAUCUCCACAUCGGACAUCGGGCUCCGUUUUCCCACCACAACUCAGCGCCCAACGAAAGUGAGACAUCAGGUUAAUCGAGCGUGUAAUUUGUGGGACAUUCGUGGGAUUUACGAGCCACUGCAUCCACCAGCUGACGACAGGUUAAAUGCCCGCUUCCACCCGCAUGAGGAAGCUGCGCUGGGUGGCCUGCCUCCUGGCCGGCCUCUGUCUCUCCGCUUGCCGGGCGCAGCUACCAGGAACAGGCUUCGCGCAGCGCCAGCAGGGAGUCCAGCUGCAGCAGCAGUCACCAUUCGGCGUGCGUCAGCCGACUCUGGGCCAGAGCCAGGGCCUCUUUCCGGCGCAGCGCAGUCCGCUUAAUCCCCUUAAUCCGCUUAAUCCGCUGGUCAACCCCUUGGCUCCGCCGCUGACGGGAGCCGCUCUCCAGAAUCCCUAUCGGUACAACCAGUACCAGCAGCAGAACUAUGUCCCCAUCACGGCCUACCAGAACGAGCUCAAUCUGGACGGCAGCUUCUCCUAUGGAUACUCCUCUGCCGAUGGAACCACUGCCCAGGCCCAGGGCUAUGUCAAGAAUCUCGGAUAUGGCGAAGGCGUUGAGGCACAGGUCAUUCAGGGCUCCUACUCGUACACCUCGCCCGAGGGCACGCCCAUUACGGUUCGAUACAUCGCCGAUGAGAACGGUUUCCGAGCCGAGGGCACGGGCAUUCCUGCCACUCCGCCUCCGUACUUUGUGGGAGGUGGACAGCAGUCGUACCAGCCGCAGGGCGUGCUCAAUCCCAAUCUGAAUCCAUACCAGACGCCGUUCCGCCAACUGCCUCCGCCGCUGGCCACGGCACCCUUUCGACCACAGGGGCCAGGACAACAGCCGCUGAACGCGCUGCAACAGCCGCAGAAUUCAUUGCAACAGCAGCAGCAACAGCAGCGAAACUUCCAACAGCAGCAGCAGCAGCAGCCGAACUCUGGACAGUAUCAGCCGGAGCAGCCGUUCAAUCAGCUCCAUUCCGGACGCCUGCCAGCCCAGUAUGCCGGACAAUAUGGUCAGCAAUUUGGUAGCAAUCUCACAUCACAGCAGGGCCAGCAGAAUGCCAACCAACAGCAGCAGCAGCAACAACAGCAGCAACAGCAACAGCAGCAGCAGCAACAGCAACAGCAGAAGGAACAGCAAAACGAGCAGCAGCAGCAGGCGCUGAUAACCCAACAGUUGAGAGGCAGAUCGAACCAAUUGGUGGAUCCGUAUGGUUACAAUCAGUACGGCAGACGCUUCAAGAAGUCCCCGAGGAAGUGAUUAUUCCCACGUUGACCAAAUUGUGUUGCAUCGAUACUUACACUUAGUCCAUACACGUAGUCGCGUUCAAAGGCAUGAAAUACAUGCACCAGAAAAGUCAAACUGCUCUCUUUGCUU